AUGUCGUCCUUCUUCGUCGAGCUCUGGGAAGGCAUCUUCACCCCCGGCCCGACCCCCACCAUCCUCAAGGCCACAAACAUCACCUUCGCCGCCCUCCAGCUCGUCCUCCUGUCCCUCCUCGCCGCCACCUACAGCGUGCACUUUGUCGUCUUGUCCGUGCUCUGCGGCGGGCUCUGGUGGUCCGUCAACUGGUUCGCGCGGGAGCUCCGCGUCGCCCAGGCGCAGGAGGAAGAGAAGCAGCAGCAGAGGAAGCACAAGUUGGGCGUGCCGGCUUCCGAUACGGAGGUCGAGGGGAGGGUGCCGGCGAGGAGGACGAGUGCGAGGAACAAGAAGGGCGCGAGCGCUGCGGCGGCGGCCAAGGCGGAUGAUGCUGAGCCUGUGGAGGCGAGGGGGGAGCUGAAGCAGCGGUCGUUGGCGGAGAGCAUGUCGAGCGUGAGUACCGAGGACGAGUGGGAGCGGGUGUCUGAGAACGAGAGGGAGAAGGAGAAGUGA
Trichoderma citrinoviride is the source of this 492-nucleotide messenger RNA. Its product is annotated as Pkr1-domain-containing protein. The transcript has 2 exons. Gene Ontology annotation, biological process: vacuolar proton-transporting V-type ATPase complex assembly. The coding region runs from base 1 to 492 and encodes 163 amino acids. NCBI's taxonomy places the organism in Eukaryota, Fungi, Ascomycota, Sordariomycetes, Hypocreales, Hypocreaceae. Gene Ontology annotation, cellular component: endoplasmic reticulum membrane. The record is from RefSeq and is a predicted model, not a curated record.